UUCCCUCGGGUGAACAGCGGGGCCACUACGCAGCCAGACUGCGGACCGUCAGGAUUCAGGUCCAAGUUUUCGCGCCGAGCUCUGACCGCGCAACGUGCACACCACGCUGCCAGGCGACACGAGGACCCGACGAGCAGAUCCAGCGGCAACGACCGACGUCGAUCGAUCACCCCCUCUGGAUCGCUGCUAUUAGACGGCGUUGGUGGUUCGCGUGCAUCGAUCGAAAUCUGAUUUCAACCAAGGAGGGAUUCUACCACUGUGGACGAUACGGCACGGAACGUCCUUCGUCCGCGCGACGAGGCGCGAGGCGUGAAGGACCUCGGGCGAGUACGAAGGAAGUUGGUGAUUACGGUUGCCGGUGAUCAGCGUAGUGCGCGCGUUUCGAGAGUGAUCAGGGAAUCAGAGCGUAGAGGUGCGUGCGCCGACCCCUUCAGUCGGCACGUGGACGCGCCGAAGAAAACGUGCAUAGACUCACGCCGCUGUUCCAUUCCUGACUGUAUUAUUUUAGUGAACGCUGCCGGCACGAGGUGACGUUUAAGUGAAAUAAGUACGCGGCCCGUCUGACCGUUACGUGCACAAACCACUGUGCUCCGUGCGACCAGAUGACUAGAGUGUAUCGACAUCGUAGAUCGACCGUUCGGAGGGACAAUCUUCUCUGACUGUGAAUCGUGACUGUGUUCGUACACCGUUGAAGACGUACACUGUCGCGAGGGACCACGUGCGGGAGGCGUUAAAACGUGGCAGGUGCUACGGACAGGUGGUGGGCCCGUUUAAUCGCACGGCAAUAAACGUAAGACACUGCGCUGUAAGAUUGAUCAACGUGAUUCGAGAAACCGACGAACGGUUCGCGCGCGUAUGUGUCCCUACGUGUGUGUGCGGGAGUGUUCGCGCAAUCAGAAGGAGCGCGCGUCGUUUCAUCGUCGUACUAACGAUUCGGCUUGGCGACACAGUAAUAAGUGACAAUACAAGGACUCGGACACUAAUAAACUCCUAAUUAUCGCCGACGGUAAUUACGACGCUGCACGUGACUACGGUUCUGUUCCUCGUCGAAGGAAUUGCGCACGAUAAGCAUGCUGAACGCGCACACCGCUAACAAAUAGAAUAAUUAAAAUCGCAUUAAAGGGAAGCUCGCCCGCGCGAUUUCUGCUCAUUCGUACACGCUAUCUCGAAAGUGAACAAACACCGAGGCGACGUGGUUCCGAGUUACAAAUCGACCAGUUCUUCCCGUUUAAACAUCUCAAAGUGCUACGCGUUCGUAAAAAAAAAAUUCGUUCGGAUUCUCUCCUCAUCCGUUCCGGGUGGUGAGGAACGAUCCAGGAAUCGAGCGAGCAAUUAACUGUUUGCUUCUUAAUCGCUCCUAAUUACUCGCAAUUACCCGGCGUAAUUAAGUAGGCUGAUGUCACCGGCAGUCAAUGUAUUUGUGAAUCGUUUGUCCGUCGACGUCGUCGGUCCACCAUCCGGACUGUUGCCCGUCGUCGCUGCCCGUUGGAAAAUCGCGGAGGGACUGUGAGGAGAUCGGCGGGAGGAAGGUGUCCGAAGAACGGGAAAUAUCGGUGGAAUCGUUGUGAGGACACGGACGAAAGAAUUGAUCUGGACUGUGGCGAAAUCGCGAACAGUUUACCCGGUUUCGGGCAGGUGGCAUCGUGCUGAAUAAGUAAAGGAACGAGUCGAGAGAACAUACGUCAGGACGACGUCCCACGUACAUCAGUCACAGGUCGCCUCUGAUUACGAGUCCCCGGGAUGCAAGGCUGACAUGGCAGAGGGUUCAGCCGAGGAGGAACAGAGCAGUACCGCUGCGCCCGCUUCCCCGCCAGCUGAUCUUCGCACUCUGAACACCCAAUUGUCGCCGCCUUAUCACCACCAGUCCCAUCUCCAGCCUCGUCUUCAGCAUCUGCAGCAUCCCAACAUGUUGGCGACCGCGGUGCCGCCUAGGCACAGCCACAGCAUGCUGUCUGAUCAGGUGAAAACGGAAGCUGAGUUGGACGCGCCAUGCGAUGUGCCAUUGAAUCUGAAGAGCGAGCGUUGGUGGGCGGAUUUACCAGCACGACCGGCGUCGGCAGCAUCCACCGAAAGUGACAGAAGUAGCAUCGGUAGCCCUGAACCAGGAGCGGUCACCACAGGCUCGCUCCAUGAACAUCAGAUGAUGAUGGAGGAGAUAAAGAACGCGCGGAAGAACAGUCCGUCCCCUGAGAACCUGGCGAAACGAGCGAAAGUGGCGCAUCUAAAUGGGAUGGCGAGUAUGGUGACUCUACAGAAUCUUCAAAAUCUGGCGAGUUUACAAAGUCUACCGCAAGUUGCGUCAUUGGCCGCGGGUCUCCAGGGAAUGACAGCGGGAUUGACUAACAAUCAGCUCAUCAACACGCCCCUGAAUCUUACUGUCAGCUCCUCUGGUGGUACGGUGCCGACAGCUUCGAGCACGACAGCUGGAUCGCAUCUUCUUCCACCGAGUUCGACGCCAAUGGCAACAUUACCUCAGCUAUUAUCUCAGCCGCAACCGGUCGCGAUGCCUCAAUUCAUCCUAACGUCUGGUCAAUUGGUUCAAGGCAUUCAAGGGGCUCAACUUCUUAUACCUACAUCGCAAGGAAUCGCUACGCAAACUAUCCUGACCAUCCCCGUGAGCCACGUCACGAAUAAUCAGAUGGUGAACUUGGCGUUGAGCAACGGCCAGGUGGUGUCUACGACCCUGGCGAACCUUCAGUCGAUCGCACAGCCACAGAACAUGAUGACCACGCCGACCAGUAAUGGUGACUUCACAGUUCCAACAAGUCCCAGCUUAGCGCCCGGAUUAGGGCUAAAUCCCGCCGCCUUGCCACACCUUCUGAGCAACAGCUCGGCCGGGCAACAACUUCUGAACGCGAUGCAGCCUCAGCAACUGCUUCAGGCGGCGCAGGCUGCCCAAGCUCAGGCACAAGUAGCGCAGGCAGCACAGGCAGCGCAGGCGGCGCAGGCGGCGCAAGCGGCGCAGGUGGUCCAAGCCGCACAGGCUUCUCAGCAACCGCUUUUGACGACGUCGCCACAGCAACACGGCCACAGGCACAGUUCUCACAUGAACCCUUACCCGCUCGCAGAGAAACAUCACAGGGAGAUGCCCGAGCAAUCGACGCUUUUGAACGAGUCCGUGGUGUCCGCGGCCUCGGCAUUGAAUAGACUGGCGGCCAGCAACGGGGAAAUCACGAUCACGACCACGCACGGACCGAGCGGAGCCGGUGUGAAGGCCUCGCCGAGUAGCAUGCUCAAUCCUAAGAAGGAAGAAGAAGAUUUGAACGAUUCACCCAAUCAGCCGACUAUCAACGAGGCCACGAACAACGUAAUCGACGGGGUGAAUCUGGACGAGAUCAAGGAGUUCGCGAAGGUGUUUAAGUUCCGUAGAUUGUCGUUGGGUCUCACGCAGACUCAGGUCGGACAGGCCCUAAGCGUGACAGAGGGGCCAGCUUACAGCCAAAGUGCCAUAUGCAGUGCCCUGGCUACCCAGAUGUACGCCUCGCAGAUUGCCUCUCAGCAGCAAGCUACAUUCGAAAAGUUGGACAUCACGCCAAAGAGCGCGCAAAAGAUAAAACCGGUCCUUGAGAGGUGGAUGAAAGAGGCUGAAGAGAGGCACAAAAGCGGAUUGCACCAGUUAACGGAUUUUGGGCUGGAGACAAGCAAGAAACGAAAGCGGCGAACAUCGUUUACCCCACAGGCUGUAGAAUUUUUAAAAAAUUAUUUCGUCAAGAAAACUCAUCCUAAUAGUAAAGAAAUUUCGGAUUUAGCGCAGAGCCUUGGCUAUGACCGCGAGGUGAUCAGGAUUUGGUUCUGCAACAGGAGGCAAUUCUUGAAGAACUUGAAACUGAAGAACAGUGGGUAAAAGUGAUUGGAGGAGAUCGAACAUUGCGUAUCGAAACGAUAAUUCAAUUCAGUGAACUAGAAUGAAAAAACGAAGCUUUAAGGACUCGAGUUUACGUCGCAUCGUACGAGAUUCGGACGGCGGCAUCCCCCAUUCGUCGAACGCUUUCCAGGAGGACCGGCGACAAAUCGAUGAAUCACGAAUUUCAACUCAGAACAUGAACAAGCAUAAGGGAUUGCCGAAUCUCACACAGUGCGUCGCGUUAAAUAAAACAUUAUAUACACUUUCGACAAAUCAGCGCGUUCGAGGUAAAGCGUUUCGUACGGAGGAUUCACGCGCUCCGUGAAUUUCCCUGCGUGCGUACGCUCGGCGCGCACGGUGUAAAGAUCAUUGUGAUUGCAGGCGUAUACGAGACCUAUAUAUCUGUAAAUAGUUUUACUCUACGACUAAUGUGAUGUACAGGAGUCGAGCGUUUGACUUUGAUAAUUGCCUUAACUACAUCGUCUUAUCCAAUAAUUUAUUAAGUCGUUAAGCGAAGAAAGAGGCGGAACGAAGCGACGGUCAAUGCGGUAGUUUAUUGGUAUCUGAUAAACGAGCCGCAGGUCCUGAAGAAGGAAAGACGAGACAAAAAUGAAAUUUAUUCGAUUAGAUCGGACUGAAGUAUCGUUUGUCGCGGGACAGUAACACGAUAAGGCGUAAAUCAAAUAACAAUUAUCAAGUCGCAUCUCGGCUCGUGAAAAGCUAGGAUAAGUACGAUACCUAAUUCCUUUAAGUAAUCGCACAGAUAAAUGCUAGUUCAAUGUAACGAUCGAGAAAGCUUUUAGCUACCGAGAAUCGUCUGUCGUUGAAGAGCCAACAGACGGAGCACAAAGCGGUGCUCGCACAACGAAUACGUUCGCCGUGAGAUCGUUCCUUUUUUUAUGGGUUGAACUAUUCGUUGUGCGAGGCCGCGUCGAGAACUAAAUAAACGAAAAUACGGAUCAGCCGUUUGGUCCACUAGCACGCAGGAAGGAACAUAGUUGAAGCAACGAGAAGAAUCGACAGCGACGACAACCGUAACUACAAUAAUACCGUCACUUUCACAUAAUAUGCCAUACGCAACGGGAUACAUAUUCAGUUGUACACACAGGAAAUAGCAACGGAACAAGUUUUAAACAGUACCAGUAGCCGCUAUCGUUUAUGACGAUGAUCCAUCCAUCCAACUUCUUUUAUUUUACAUUCUUACCGGUGAAACAAUCAUUCGAUUACAGGCUUCGUAUAAAAGAAAAGAAAGACAAUGUUUCAACCAUAUUGUUCUCUGGGUGUGCUCGUCUGUAAAUUUGUACGCGUGUAUUUAGAAAAUCGAUCAAAAGUUGAGAAGAAAAAAAAAAAAUGAGGCAAAAGUGAAACAUACGCGUAUGCGAAGGAAAUGGCGUUUGAAGAAAGAACUUUGUAGCGAGUAAAUUAAUGCAAUAACGUCUUUUUGAAAGUAUAUUAUCCGAUCGAUCGUAAGGAUCCUCCUGAUGCCCUCUUCGAUGAAAAUUCUAUCAAAAAAAAAAAAGAAGAAAAACCGGAAACGAGAAGAAACGUUGAAGGUUGUUUGUCUCCCCGCAGAGUAAAACGUGAAAGAAAAGUACUAGUCCGUAAUCAGCCAUAUAAAGAAGUAUACGUAUUAAACAUUUACGCAUCUUUCGUUCCUAAAUGUUCGAUCCGCUUGGCCGCUAAUCGUAUCGAUAUAUUUAUAUUCGCUACGCGUUCCCGUCCAGCUAUCUCUGAUCGCGGAAAAUCUGCAACCGAAUUGACCUGGAGGACACUCAAUUCUUCCUUUAGCUAGAGAGUAAAAGACGUAAAGGAAAUCGAGAUUUCAUAUGUGUACUUCUACUUGCAACAGAGAUUGAAUUUAAUAAGAUGAACAAACCGACGACGUAGCAAAGAUGCAAUUUCUGUUCUCGAUUCCUACAAAACGAUCAACAGGCUGUCCGACAACUUAUACGUUUGCAUUUUCAUUCCGAAGAGAGUCGCGUUAACUUUCAGAGGGUAGCAUUAUAAAUGUCGACUAACGAAGGGUGACACUGUACAAAUUACAUACAUGAUGACGAAUGCGUGCAGAACAUACGCUACACACAUAUAUAUCUAUGUAUAUAUACAUACAUAUUAUAUAUUGCAUUAUAUAUCAUGUAUACGUAUAUAUAACAUGAACAUGCAACGUGCACGUAGGUACCAAUUCGGUUGCAAAUUUUUCGUCGUUUUAACCGCCGUUAAGCGACGUUAGUCGUUAAAGUCGAAACGUGCGGGAGGGGAAUAUUUCUGUGACGAUAACGGGACGCGAAAAAGACCAUAGGUUUCCAAUUUUCCACGGACGAAUCUUCGUGUUUACGCAUCCAGAGGAACGGUUCGUUGGUCAAAAAAGGAAAAGAAAUGAAAAAGAAUAAAUAGGAGGAAAGAAGGAAAUAAUGGAAGGAGCGAAGGUAAAUAAAAAUAAAAUAAAUUAUAAUACCCGCAUUACAAGAAGCUUAAAUAUCGAGCAUUUGCGUGAGGAUAAAACUAUCGCAUGUACUCCCCGGUUAAUCGAUAGUGAUACAUAAUAAUGUAGUGUGUUUACGUUUCGGAAUGUGUUCCGCUUCGGGUGAGAGGCUCUCUUUCUUUCGUCUUAAACCUAAUUAAGCCGAAGCCAGGAUAUAAUCGUUUUUUGAUAAAUAAUUAAAAAAGGUAUCGCAGAGUUACGUAUGUAGAAGACCGGACGGUAGACAGUUUAUUAACUAUUCCGACGAUUUUUCCUUCCUUGCCGUAAUAAACGAUACUGUAGGCGAAACUAAACCCACAUCCCAAGAUAAUGGUACGACGUACGACACGAUUUCUUAAUAUCUUUCAGCUCGAGUGUAAUUAAAAGGAAAAUGCAUGACAUACCUACAUACACACACACACACAUACGCGUCUGCGCGUACAGGAACAGGAGGAAGAAACGAUACCACGAAUACAAAUACACGCAUACGAGCAUAUGUCCAUACAAACACGCGCACACACACACACAUUUACCCUGCCGUUGUAAUGGGUUAACUCAGUACGAUUAAUUAUUAAAAUCGCAAGAUCCUUGGAAGAAGCGUAGCUAGGAGCGUGUGUACAUAUUUAAAAGGAACACCUAGAGACUGUAAUAUUGUAACUAUCUAAAAAUAAUCGUGAUAUAGCUAUAAAAUGGCUAUAACGACGAUGACUGCGACCAGUACGAACGACGACGACCGAACGACGAUUUAAUAGACUAAACGGAAAAGCAAAUUUACACGUUAUGGAUAAAUAGAAAACGAAGAAAAAUAAUGGGAUACAAAACAAAGCGGAGAAGGGAGAUGAAAUAAAUUUCUAUGGAUAAACCGCGUUACGUUUAAGGUAUAUUUUACUCUCUAGGAUACAAUUAAAAAUACGAGCAAAACGAUCUGUUCCUAAAACGAAACACAGAGACGAGGUAAAGGGGAAGAGAGAAGGAGACACGGAAAGUGAAAGGCAGGACGAGAAUAAAAAAUGGGAUAGUAGGGUGAAAGAGACAGGGAACUGUAGUAUACGGGACGGUGUAGGGUGUAGAGGGUAGGUGUAAAAAGGGAGGAUUCAAAAUUCAAAAUUUUGAUCGGGGUAAAGAUUGGGGGUGUGCGUGUUGUUCCUUUUGACAAAGGAGCGAAGCAGGAGUGGGGAAAACAAAGAAAGAGAGAGUGACGAAUUAAAAUGUUUGUACAGAGAUAUUCCGGUUAUUAAAUUUUGUUAUACGAGGUUAGAAAAAAGGAAAAAUGGGGGAGAGUGGCAUAAUGGAUGUUGACGAGAGAAUACGUGAAAAAAAAAAAA
This is a messenger RNA of Ceratina calcarata, 7630 nucleotides long. It is a transcript of the gene pdm3, whose product is annotated as POU-domain protein pdm3. Lineage: Eukaryota; Metazoa; Arthropoda; Insecta; Hymenoptera; Apidae. The transcript has 14 exons. Bases 1754 to 3844 code for a protein of 696 amino acids. The record is from RefSeq and is a predicted model, not a curated record. Gene Ontology annotation, biological process: regulation of transcription by RNA polymerase II. Gene Ontology annotation, molecular function: DNA-binding transcription factor activity, RNA polymerase II-specific; RNA polymerase II cis-regulatory region sequence-specific DNA binding.